AAUGAGAGUCAGGCAGAACUACACAAAUCUACAUUUGGCUCAGCUAUUUAAUUGUAGUGUUGCUACAAUUGCUAACAUUAUUACAACAUUUAUUCAUGUAUUGCAUGACAUUUUAUUUAAAGACAUUAUGACAUCAAUUCCUUCUCAAGACAAAAACAAACUAUCAGCACCAUCAUCCUUUAGUCAGUAUGGAUCUUGUCGCAUAGUCAUAGACUGCACUGAUAUUGAGGUUGCAGCACCUAAACUAAUGAGUCAAAAAAAUGCAACCUACUCAUCCUAUCGUGGAAUGCAUUCAUUUAAAGUCAUUGUUGGUGUUGCACCAAACGCUGUGAUAACCUAUGUAAGUAUGCUUUACCUGGGAUCUAUUUCUGACAAAGCCAUCGUGCAGGAGUCAGGCCUCCUCAAACACUUGACCCCAGGGGACAUGAUACUUGCUGACAAGGGAUUUCUUAUCCAGGACAUUGUCCCCCAUGGAAAUAUACCACCAUUUCUGAACAAAGGAACUUUGACUGAAAGUGAGGCAAGGGCUACAAAGGCCAUAGCAAGAUGUCGAAUCCACGUCGAAAGAGCCAAUACCAGGCUGAAAGACUUUCGAAUUUUGAGUUUUAUUUCCUCUUACUUACGUUGCUAUGCUGAUGUACUGUUUCAGUUGUGUGCUGCUCUUGUAAAUUUACAAUUUCCCUUAAUAAAGGAGGGAUGUGAGGAUAUGGUAUUUGAAUAGUUUUGUUUAUGGCAUAUAAGUGAGUGUAAGAUUUCAUUUCGAAGCUGAAAUAACAUAUAAUAAUAAAUGUCAUGUUGAACUCAAGUAUAAGUGGAACAGUUA
Messenger RNA from Stylophora pistillata, 823 nucleotides. RefSeq lists its product as uncharacterized. Lineage: Eukaryota; Metazoa; Cnidaria; Anthozoa; Scleractinia; Pocilloporidae. The record is from RefSeq and is a predicted model, not a curated record.